Molecule: messenger RNA, 411 nt
Organism: Exophiala oligosperma
Lineage: Eukaryota; Fungi; Ascomycota; Eurotiomycetes; Chaetothyriales; Herpotrichiellaceae
Exons: 1
Coding region: 1-411 (136 amino acids)
Source: RefSeq, a predicted model, not a curated record
AUGCCUCGAUCAAGCGGGCAACGCCCAUUCUCACUUGACAGCGACCCGAUGGAGAAUAAUCUCGACAGUCUCGACGGCGCGGCGAAUUGGGCUCGGAGGUCGUCGUCUCCCAUGUGUGUCGACCAGACCACGUUGUUGUUGCUAUUCUGUCUGGCCCAGUCGAUCUGCCUUCGUCGUUCAGAUGCACCCCAACCAUAUCGUUGGGCGACCAGUGACCAGAUCUUCCCGACGGCCAAGGUGAAACCAACAAAGACGAGUGAUGCCAGUAUGAUGAGGACGAUGAUCGUCCCGACGAAUGCUUGGGGAGGGAGAUCGCGAGUUUUCAGGUGUUGCAGCAGUGGUGUUGAAUCGCCGACUGUAAUGUCGUGGGCGAGCACAUCAAUCGAUGGGAUUGGCGCCAUGUUUGACUGA